AUGAGUGAAUUGGGCCUGAGGCGGAAGAGCAGCGCCCAGCUGGAGGUUAUGCAAAAGGCUGGCUGGAAGAUCGAUGGAGACGAGAAGGCCUGUUACAUAGAUGUGGACGAGGAUGAGGACCAGGACACCGAAAACAUGAUAGAGUCCAACUGGCGGUACCUGCCUGAUCUGGUACUCGAGCAGAUCUUUACCUACCUCACCCCCAAGGAGCGCUAUUAUGCCGGACUGGUUUGUCGGCAGUGGUAUAGGGCCUUCUAUUUACCAACUGUUUGGAAUAACUUCUUGGUGGAUGAUCGCACUUUGACCAAACCGAAGUUCAACUACUAUUCCGGCUGGCAGUUUUGUCUGGAUCACAUGCGCACCCAGUUCUGCCUUUCGAGGAUCGGAAGAUAUGUGCGGGGAAUCGAGUUUCGACCGUGGCACAGUUUCAAUAAUAUCUUUCAGUUCAUGACCAUGUUAACGUGGAACAUUGACAAGGGCAGAGAGGUGAAUCCAGAUACACAGUUCAUUGGCAUCGGUAGUCGUAUACGAACACUGGUCUACCACUUUCCGUGCAAUAUGUCGCAGCCGAAUGAUCCUGAAGGAAUAAAGCUCUUCGGCACUGGAGGACAACUGCUGAGGGUUCUGAAGGAGCUGCUCCUGCGAUUGACAGAUCUUCACACUCUCAAGCUGGUGGACUUUGUAUUGGAACGAUACGAGGCGAAUCACUUGCUGGACGAGGUCGUCUGCAGCUGCUGCACCAAAAUGAGGGUGCUUAAUCUGGUGAAUGUAACCACAAUGCAUUGCCCCAUCAUGCAUGUGGGUCUGUUUCUCAAUCUGCAGGUGCUCACCAUAUCCCCCCAGAACAUAGACGAUGACGUUUUGUCCCUGCUGGCGGACACCAAGUUGCGCCACCUGCACCUGCUACAAAACUGCUACACACCCAGCCACCUGACAAUAAGUGCUUGCGGCGCGAAGGCCUGGCGAAAUGUGAAGAAGACCAAUCCGCGCCUGCGCGUUCACCUGCGAUUAGAGAAUCUGACGGACGGCGAGGUGGUGUUGCAGCCGGAGGCGCCUGUCCACAGCAUCACGUACUGUGCACCCCAGACCCGGAUACGGGCCGAGCUGCUUGUCCGCAUAGUGGACCACUAUAGGAGCACCCUGGCCGUCUAUGGCCACGAGCUACUGCCGCGCUUUACCAGCCCCAAGCCUUUUCACAGCCGCAUCGACAGUUUGAUGUUGCUGAUGUGCCGGCAGUGCUUCAAUGUUGACACUCUGAUCAUACGCGAGAAAGUUUCCACCUCGACGCUUUUACUCAUUGCACAAACGGCCAAGAAUCUGCAGCAUCUCCACGUGCGACGAUUUGCUGUGAUUCUGCGAUGCGAUUGGCCAAGGCAUCCGGAGUGGAGCAAUGAGUUCUAUGCCUGGCUGAAGCGAAAUUCCCGAUCCUAUGAAGCCGUCGAGCGGGAGAUCUCACAAAUCUUGGGCUACAAGUGGCGCCUGCUUAGCGAUCGGGACUUCAAGCAGCUGACUGUGAAUGUCAAAUCAGGAGCCUAGAUGCCAAGGAUGCGACAAAUUUUUGUAUGCCCAUUAAGACUUGUGAUAAACGGUGUAGAGCUUUAAUAAAUAACCCAAAUAUUGA
Drosophila mauritiana is the source of this 1621-nucleotide messenger RNA. Its product is annotated as F-box only protein 39. The record is from RefSeq and is a predicted model, not a curated record. The transcript is spliced from 6 exons. Gene Ontology annotation, molecular function: protein binding. NCBI's taxonomy places the organism in Eukaryota, Metazoa, Arthropoda, Insecta, Diptera, Drosophilidae. The coding region runs from base 1 to 1536 and encodes 511 amino acids.